Copidosoma floridanum is the source of this 1828-nucleotide messenger RNA. Its product is annotated as 1-acyl-sn-glycerol-3-phosphate acyltransferase gamma. Gene Ontology annotation, molecular function: 1-acylglycerol-3-phosphate O-acyltransferase activity. Gene Ontology annotation, cellular component: endomembrane system. Lineage: Eukaryota; Metazoa; Arthropoda; Insecta; Hymenoptera; Encyrtidae. The record is from RefSeq and is a predicted model, not a curated record.
UCGAUGUCCGAACUCCGAGUAGGUAUAAGUAGGUACUAAUUGUUUCAAACAAACUACCCAACUUAAGUAAUACAUGCAACCUUAUCAAAAAGCUAGUGUUAUAUAGCACCCAUUAUUGUUAUCGCUCGCUUACAACUUUUGUAAUCUUAUGCGACGACGACUGCAUCAAAAGCCUUCUUUUUCUUUUAUUACAAAUUCAUCAGCCACAAGAAGAAUAAUAAAAAAUACAUAAUUACCCCACGACGAGGAGCGCGCUCUCCGGCAAAUCAUUAUGCUAUAACUCAUUGUCAGUAGCGUUUUACUAAAUUGAGCAACAAAGAAAAUUGUUUUGAUAAAAAGUUGAUUUGAAGAAUUAAACAUGGGACUCUUAGCCCAUAUAAAACAAUCAAGAAUCUCGCAUCUUAUGAUAGCUAUUACCUUUUUUACAUCGGGCUUAAUUAUAAAUUUUUUCCAAUGUGUUUUAUACUUCGGACUGAGGCCUUUUUCAAAAUAUUUGUAUCGUAAAAUUAAUUACUAUCUCUGCUACUCAUUCUACAGUGAAGUGGUCUUUAUGGCAGAAUGGUGGUCAGGAACAGAUGUCACGAUUUACAUAGACAAAAAAGAUUUCGAAAAAUACUAUGGAAAUGAGCAUGGUUACCUAUUAAUGAACCAUAGUUAUGAAAUAGAUUGGUUAAUAGGUUGGAUGUUCUGUGAGCGUAUUCGCAUGCUCGGCAAUUGCAAAGCUUAUGCUAAAAAGUCCAUUCAGUACGUUCCAACGCUUGGAUGGGCAUGGAAAUUUGCUGAAAGUAUUUUCUUGGAAAGAAGUUGGGAAAAAGACAAAGAAACCAUUGGGGAACAAAUUAAAGAAUUAACCGAGUAUCCGGACACUAUGUGGUUGUUACUAUAUGCGGAAGGUACUCGUUUUACCCCUGAAAAAGCUGAGGCUAGUCGAAAAUUUGCUCAAGACAAAGGGUUACCGAUUUUAAAACACCAUUUAACUCCAAGAACAAAAGGGUUUACAGCAAGUAUUCCGCACAUGAGAGGAAAAGUUGGGGCAAUUUAUAACAUUCAAUUGGCAUUCAAACCAUCUGAACUCGUUAAGCCUACCAUGACAAAUCUUCUGCUUGGAAAAGGAGUUGAAGCACAUAUGUACAUAAAUAGAAUACCACUUGACAUGGUACCAGAGGGUGAGGAAGCUGCUGCACAAUGGUUACAUAAUAUUUAUCAAGAAAAGGAUCGCAUGGCAGAUAGUUUUAUUCAAACAGGAGAUUUUUUUGCAACAAGUGGCGUUACCAGAACUGAUACUUUUAAAUUAGAAAGAAGAAUUUGGUCUCUUGUUAACACACUGUUUUGGGCAACUGUUGUUCUAGUACCUAUGCUAUAUUAUCUUAUUAGACUUCUCUUGUCAGGCUCAACAACAUACUUUUGCAUAGGAGUUGGAAUCAUAGGUUUAUUCUUUUUAUUAAUGCAUAAAAUCAUUGGAAUGUCUGAGAUCAGCAAAAGUUCUUCAUAUGGAGCUGCCGAGACCAAAAAAGCAAAAUGAAGAAAAAAAUAAUAAAAAUAACACUUAUUUAUAAACAAUGCGAAAAAUUCAAAGCAGAGAAAUGGUUGUUUUCAAUUGCUGCAAGCAGUCGUGAUAUUUUUUCAGUGAUGAAUUAUUUGUAAAGAUAAACAUUGUUUUUUGUUAAUACUCAGCGUAGCGAAAAACAUUUUUAAUAAUUUUUACAUAGCCUAGAAAGAUGCUGUACGUGUUUGUGUAUGUGUAUAUAUACACACAAUAUUUUUUGUCUACUUUAUAUUUGAAUUGAAACAAAUCGUUGUUGUUACAUUAAAUAACUGUUGAAAUUUA